Betta splendens (Siamese fighting fish) is the source of this 3465-nucleotide messenger RNA. It is a transcript of the gene mtnr1al, whose product is annotated as melatonin receptor type 1A like. Gene Ontology annotation, molecular function: melatonin receptor activity. The record is from RefSeq and is a predicted model, not a curated record. NCBI's taxonomy places the organism in Eukaryota, Metazoa, Chordata, Actinopteri, Anabantiformes, Osphronemidae. The coding region runs from base 373 to 1422 and encodes 349 amino acids. The transcript is spliced from 2 exons. Gene Ontology annotation, biological process: G protein-coupled receptor signaling pathway. Gene Ontology annotation, cellular component: membrane.
CGGGGGUGGGGGUGCAGUUUGGAAGCUUUAAAGCGCGUGCAGCUCCUCCACGGAGCCGGAGACCUCGCAGCCGCCGACACCGACGGACCGAGACGCUGCUGGAAACUCAGCGAAGCCGGAGUCGCGAGCAGCGGAGAGGAUUUGUGAAUGAAGUCUCAGCGCAGAACCGUGAUUCACGCGCCGCAGACCUGGAAACCUGCACGUGAGCCUGGACCUAAGCGACGGAGCGGGAGGUUUCCGCUCCGAACGCUCUUCACUGAAGAUCCUCUGGGCGUAAAUGUCCAAAGCAGAGGACGCGCCGCUCCAGUGCCAAAGCGCGCAGCCAUGCGCGCGCUCUCCCGCUGAAAGACGCGCAGGCGUGCGUGAUGCUGAAUGGACCGACCUUCCGACCCGAUGCGACUCGUCGACCCGAGGCACCUUCCGCAACUGAUGUCCCUGGAGGACGAUGAGCGCGUGCUGCUGGGAGGGACCCUGGGGCCCCGCAACUCCACGCCGGCGGGGGAGGAGGGCAGCCCGGGGCAGCGCUACCCGUCCUUCCCCUGGGUGGCGACGGUGCUGGCCGGGGUUCUGAUCACGACCAUCGUGGUGGAUGUUAUCGGGAACCUGCUGGUCAUCGUGUCCGUGUUCAGGAACAGGAAACUCAGGAAAGCAGGAAACGCCUUCGUGGUGAGCCUGGCUCUGGCCGACCUGGUCGUGGCCAUCUACCCGUACCCGCUGGUUCUGAGCGCCAUCUUCCACGACGGCUGGAUCGCCGGCUACAUCCACUGUCAGAUCAGCGGCUUCCUCAUGGGCCUCAGCGUCAUCGGCUCCAUUUUCAACAUCACCGGCAUCGCCAUCAACCGCUACUGCUACAUCUGCCACAGCCUCAAGUACGACAAGCUGUUCUCCAGCAGCCACACCCUGUGCUACGUGGUUCUGGUGUGGGCGCUCACCAUCCUGGCCAUCGUUCCCAACUGGUUUGUGGAGUCGCUGCAGUACGACCCGCGGGUCUACUCCUGCACCUUCGCCCAGUCGGUCAGCUCGCUCUACACCAUCGCCGUGGUGGUGGUGCACUUCAUCCUGCCCAUCGGCAUCGUCACCUACUGCUACCUGCGCAUCUGGAUCCUGGUGAUCCGGGUGCGGCGCCGGGUCAAGCCGGACUCGCGGCCCAAGAUCAAGCCGCACGACCUGCGCAACUUCCUCACCAUGUUCGUGGUGUUCGUGCUGUUCGCCGUGUGCUGGGCGCCGCUCAACCUGAUCGGGCUGGCGGUGGCGCUGGACCCGCGGCUGAGCCGGGCCAUCCCCGAGUGGCUGUUCACCGCCAGCUACUUCAUGGCCUACUUCAACAGCUGCCUCAACGCCGUGGUCUACGGCGUCCUGAACCACAACUUCAGGAAGGAGUACAAGAGGAUCCUGCUGAUCAUCUUCAAGUUCCACUGCUGAGAGAGACCCACCUCCAACAGGGAGGAGGGACGGAGUCCGUGGGGCCUUCAGGGAACACUUCACACAGACUCCUAACUUAGUAAGACUCCAGUCUGACGACGGAUUAUCCAAACACUGUGAUCAUCUCCGCCUCGUGGUUUUUUUGAUGCACACUCCCCUGUGAAACACCAUUAUUGCUCCGUUGCUCUUACGUUUUAAAGGACUGGGACCUCGUUCACAGAAGAGUAAACCAACGAGCACAGACUUCACAACGAGGAGGGUUUGGCUCAGCAGCAGAUGUGUUUGUUGUGUGUGAAGGCAACGCAGCGUGAUGCACGUCUGAAUCAAGCAGUGAUUAAAGGUGAACGCGCGGUUUCAAACAUUUAGCCUUAACGUAAACUCCCAUCGAGACUCAAAUGAGUUCGCUUCAUCUCCAGAAUUUACUUUAAAAACAAGUUUAUGAUGUUGGACAAAGCAAACCCUCAGAGGCCUCAAAACCAGGAGGACGGACACGGAACCGCGGCGCUGAGCGUCUGAUCCAACUAGAACAAAUACAGAACUCUAUUACGCUAAUGUGAACCACAAGGGACCAGAUUAAACUUCUUUUUUCUGUUUGAUCUGUUCUGAGUCUGAGAUUCAAAACCACACAGACAACAAUGGAACAAGUAAAUAGACUCUAAUAUUAAAAAUGUUUGACAAUUGGACGACAGAUUAAAACACGUAGAAGACGCUCUGACUCAGACGUCUCUUGGGGUCCGUGGUUCCGUGGGUCCGUGGUUCGUUCCUCCUCCACGUCAUCACCUUUGACCUGAGGCAGGAGCAGCUCGCGGUGGAGGGACUCGCUCGGCCGCGUCUCAGCCAAUCAGAAGCAAUACAGCGCUCCCAUAGUUCACCCUCUGGGCUCCGAUCCCAGACUUUACACACGAGACUCCGCUUUGGGACCACGUCACUGUGUUAACGCUGCUGAAGAAGCUGUGAUCGUGACAUCAGCAGGUCCAGAUGUUGGAGUUGUGUUUGAGCAGACAGAACCGAUCCCAGAACAGCGUUGAUGCUAAGCUUCAACCAUCCGACAGUUCAGUUUGACUCUAAGUGCAGAGUCAGUAUAAACACAGGUGGAGGUGGAGCCUCCAGCUCAUUAACUAGAAGCACUUGAUUCAGAUUUGAAUUCUAAAAUCAGCUUUUAAUCAGACACGUUAUUUGUGAGCUUCAGAUUAAUGUUCCUGCUCGGGACGAAGCUCCACGAGUUUGGUCUCGUUUCCAGUCUCAGUUUUUAAUAAUUUUUUGUAUCAAAUGAAGAAAAGCAAAUAUAAGUCAACCUUUAAACAACGUUGCUUGCUUUGUUUUACGUUCAUUUUUUCACAGGUUUUGUAGGUUUUACUUCUCGUGACGAUCUCAUUUAUUUAUUUACCUAAAACCAACUGGAAACGUUCUGUGGUUCUGGUCCGUUUCGUUACCAAAGCAACGUGUUCCACAUCCUAAAGCACAACUCAUCGCAGUUUACAUAAUGAAAGGAACUGACUUUUAAUAAACACGGCAUGGGUCCCAUGAUGAGACCAUAUUUAUACAACAUGUUAUUUGUACAAGACGCUCGUCUGUGACAUCAUCAUCAAGUGACUGUGACACCAUGAGUUACAGCAGCGGCCUUUUUCUUUUAAUGCUAAAACAUCUGUGCAAUGAUCUUCUUGUUAUUUGUGUGUGCGUGUGUGUUGUGUGUGUGUGCGUGCAUGUGUGUGUGUGCGUGCAUGUGUUGUGUGUGUGUGUGUGUGCAUGUGUGCGAGUGUAUGUUGUGUGUGUGUGUGUGCAUGUGUGCGAGUGUAUGUUGUGUGUGUGUGUGUUGUGUGUGCGCGUGUGUGUGUGUGCGCGCAUGUGUGCGAGUGUAUGUUGUGUGUGUGUGCGUGCAUGUGUUGUGUGUGGCAGACGGUCGGUCACACUCGGACUGAGAAUGUACCCGUUUCCUUUUUCAUACGCUGUUUUUGCACAUCGCUGUGGAGGACGCGUCCACUGAAUGUCUGUAAUGUGAGACAGAAACAUGCUGAGCCCUUAAUAAACCAACGUUCACUGUGA